GACAUUCGUUGUUCCCCUUCUUUUUCAGCAGGCAAGAGAUACACAUUGAGGCGCGCUCUUAGUGAAUAAAAAGUUGCGCUUUCUUCACGAGCUAAUAUUAUUCGACGAUGCUUAUAAAAUAAUUUGUAUACAUGCGAGUAACAUGUGAUCGAUGAUAGUAUAAAAUAAAUGUAGUUUAAUAAAUACAAGAUAUUUGUUCGAUUUGUGCUAUUACAAAACGGAGCACUUGAGUGGUGUGCUUUCAUGUUUACAUGUUGCGCGCACGUCAAAUCGAUACGUCGUGUGCAUGUGCGACCGAGUUUAGUGAGUGGAUUAUGAAAUUUGUAUAUGACGGAAAAAUUCGCACGUGGUUUAUAAUUGUCCAUCGCGUUGUGUAAAUGUACUUUUUGUUUGGCAUUUAGAUAGAGAACUUGUAAUAGCAAACUUGGAAAAUAUUGAAGAAGACGUCGAUAAAUACAUAUCUAUCAAAAUAUAACUGAAGAAGUAUUAAAGUUAUUGCUGAGGAUUCGUGUUGGAGGUGAAUAUAAUUCGAAACGAUUCAAAAGCUUCUAUGGGAUAUAAUAUUGCGAAUUGGGAAAUGAUACGCACGAGGGAGGAAUUGGUGGAGAAAUUGGGUCUGGACGGCGCGGAUGAUACUAAUACUUUGUUGAACAAUAUGGUAGACGUCAGAGCGUGCUACAAACCUAACGGAAAAUAAAGUGGAAAAAAGCUUGCCACUGUAUGCGGUUUGAUCACGAGCGCGAGUUUUGAAGUAGUUGAAUAUCUUCUCUUUCUUCACAUGCAUGGGUCCUGGUUUAUUCAAUUACUACGUUCCUGUUGUGCACUAUCGACGACCAUCGUCACACUGCGCACGUGUAUCGGCUCUCUAAGCUCGAUUAAUAACAAAAAUGACCAAGGAUAAACAGUCAUGGUUUCGUGGCGUUCGAAGCAGUAAAUUUCGCCACGUUUACGGUGUACCUGCUAAACGAGAAAAAUGUUAUGAUAAUAUCAAAAUCACGAAGAACGCACACGACUCACAAUUUUGCGCUGUGAAUCCCAAAUUCCUUGCCAUUGUGACGGAAGUGGCAGGCGGCGGGGCAUUCUUGGUUUUGCCGCUUGAUCGCACUGGUAGACUAGAUUUUAACGCCAGUAGAGUAACUGGACACACUGGACCAGUUCUGGACAUCAAAUGGAAUCCGUUCAACGAUAAUAUCAUCGCUUCCUGUUCCGAUGAUUGCACUAUAAAAUUGUGGCAUAUUCCUGAUGGUGGAUUAUCACGAAAUCUCACUGAGUGGUUAGUGGAGCUGCAAGGACAUAAACGUCGUGUUGCAUACAUAGAAUGGCACCCUGUUGCUGAAAAUGUGCUAUUUAGUGCUGGCUUUGAUCAUCUUGUUAUCGUAUGGGAUAUAAAUAAAGGAGAGGCCAUCAAUAUAAUUGAUAGGCAUUCUGAUGUAAUCUAUAGUAUAUCAUUAAAUCGUGAUGGUAGCUUAUUGGCGACAACAUGCAAGGAUAAAAAAUUAAGGGUUUUUGAGCCAAGAUCUGGUAUCGUAGUCUCUGAAGGGGUCUGUCAUGCUGGAACAAAAGCUAGUAAAGUGGUUUUCCUUGGUAGUUCUGGUCGUCUUCUUACGACAGGUUUCAGUCGACAUUCUGACAGACAGUAUGCUAUCUGGAGUCAACAUGAUUUGAAUAUACCAUUAACAUGCGAAACAAUUGAUUCUUCCAGUGGAGUAGUUUUUCCAUAUUAUGAUAACGAUACGAACAUGGUAUAUUUGGCAGGAAAGGGUGAUGGUAAUAUUCGAUAUUAUGAAAUAGUAAACGAAGCACCUUGGAUGCAUUAUCUUAGUCAAUUCAUCUCUGGAAAUCCUCAACGAGGAUUAGGUGUAAUGCCAAAAAGAGGCGUUAAUACUGCUAUUUGCGAAGUAUUCAGAUUUUAUAAAUUACAUGCGACUCGAGGAAUGUGCGAACCGAUAUCCAUGAUAGUUCCUCGAAAAAGUGAUCAAUUCCAAGAAGAUUUAUAUCCCGAUACUGUAGGUACUUGUCCAGCUUUAUCAGCUAGAGAUUGGAUAAGCGGAAUGAACAACCCACCAAUUUUAAUUUCUUUGAAAACCGGUGGUAGUAUUACCACGCACAAGCCACGAGUAUAUAAGCCACCUCAACUUCCACCAACAACUGACUUGAAUAAUAAAAAGAAAUUCGCUUUCUUGUCUACUGAAACUGUACCAGAUUACAGGCCCAUCGAAUUUCAUGACAUGUCAGAGAAAAGUCAAAAGACAUCUAGUAAUCAAAGUACUAAAUUUCAGCAACUGCAACAAAAAUUCGGCAAUGUUGUAUUACAGAAAAAUAUCAUUUCUCCUCCACUGAAUGAUAAUAAGGUUUUAGAGAAUGUAGACAUUCCUAAUAAUGAAGCGGAACUGAGAUUAGCAUUUGUUCGUCAAACUGAUGAAUUGAGAUUGGUACGAAGACAACUUGCAAACAGUCAGUUACGCGUUAAAGAGUUGGAAGAGCAAAUUCGCAAACUUCAGCGUCAGUAAAUAUACAAUUAUUUCGAAAUAUAAUACAACGUAUGCGCCGAAUAAAAUUUUUUGUAGCAUUGUUGCUAGUUGUACAACAAACAUGGUACUUAACAAAGUGAUAAUGUAUAUGUAUAUUGUUCAUGGCAAUUAAAUGCCUACGCUUUUAACAAAAUUUACACAUACAUACAAAAAAGAACAAAAAAAA
Molecule: messenger RNA, 2697 nt
Organism: Apis dorsata (giant honeybee)
Lineage: Eukaryota; Metazoa; Arthropoda; Insecta; Hymenoptera; Apidae
Product: coronin-2B-like
Exons: 10
Coding region: 888-2510 (540 amino acids)
Biological process (GO): actin filament organization
Molecular function (GO): actin filament binding
Source: RefSeq, a predicted model, not a curated record